AUGAUCCAUCUGCCCAUAAACACAUAUACCGCCAAGAUGCCGCCUUCUAAGCGUAGAAGCACGCCCUAUAAGUCGCCACCGUCACCUACCUUUAAGUGGUGGGAAAACAAUCAAUGGGCACAAGCGGGCGCGGGCAGUCAACCAGUGCAGGAAACUAUCACGUAUCAACCAGCACUAAACCGGAUAGCCCAACUUGCAGCUUUGAAACAUUUAGAAGACCCAAAAGGAUGCCUGGGAGAAUUAUCAGGAAAGGAAGCAGCAAAAUUCGUUGGACAACAACCACCUGGACAAAACAACCAACGACUCGUUACUCAGUCUCAGCACAAUCUAGAUCAAAGGCAACUAUUCGGGGCACAGAGCGAACCAAAUUCUCCUUUCAAGACCGAUAAUUCAACGAAAAAUUCUUCCGGAAGAUCAAGCAUAAACCCCUUGGCUCGAAACCAUGCCACUACGUUUAAUGGAUUCCAAACUGAUGACCCCCAAGCGUUCCACCAGAAAUUUGGCAACGCUGGCCCUGGCAAUUCUCGGCCAGUGUCCAAACCGGGUAUCCGCGGAGGAGGAGGUGCAAGGGAAAGCCGACAUGCUGCAGGGAAUCCACUUGAAGGAUGGGGUCAAGUGAAUUGGGCGAAGCCUCGAAAUAGACAUUUUGACUCUGACGACGUGCCCGAACCUACCGUGCACGGCGAUGGAAUUGUCGAGACAUCUGCAGAAGACAUACGUUUCCCACCAUCGCACACACCGCAGCAGAACCCUCUCAAGCUUGGUACUAGUGACGGUGGUAGGGUCUUCUACCACCUUCUUUAUCAGAACACAACUCCACCAUUCGAUCCGAAGAAUGUAAUCAAAGCAGCAAAGAGGGCACGCAAGGCCAUGGGACCAAGCGCCGACCCACAAUCGAAGAUAACGCAAGCAUGUAAAUCGGGCGAAAUGAAAAUGAUCAGUGAGGGAUCAAGAGGAACCAUCUGGAGAGUCGAUGAGCUGUGCCCGGAAGUUGUAGGAUGCGCAUUGGAGAUGAGUGUAGUGAGGUUGCAGGAUGGAAAUCAUCAUCGGUUCGAGUUGUUUGGGGUGGGAUUAAAGGAACACAAAGAUGACAUCCUAUUGAUAUCUUCUAUGGUCCAUGAGCUGGAAGGUUAG
Molecule: messenger RNA, 1134 nt
Organism: Periconia digitata
Lineage: Eukaryota; Fungi; Ascomycota; Dothideomycetes; Pleosporales; Periconiaceae
Source: the annotation of a GenBank genome assembly